GAAAUCACAGAAGUUGUAGCCAAAUAAAUCAUAAGCUGUUAAAAUUUCAAAAUGAAGUGUGAGUCCGUUUGCCUUGUGGCUCUAUUAUUUUUGUGUACGACUUUGAUCUGGGCCUACGAUAGUAGAAAAUGCGAUGACUGGCCCAGCCAGACAGGACCUUGCAAGGCAUCCUUUCAAAUGUGGCGCUUCAUCAAGGAACGAAUGGUCUGCGAGCCCUUCAUUUAUGGAGGCUGCCAGGGAACGAAGAAUAUGUUCGACCAGGAAGCGGAUUGCGAAAAAGCGUGCUUGCAGUAA
Messenger RNA from Drosophila bipectinata, 294 nucleotides. The record is from RefSeq and is a predicted model, not a curated record. NCBI's taxonomy places the organism in Eukaryota, Metazoa, Arthropoda, Insecta, Diptera, Drosophilidae.